Molecule: messenger RNA, 2081 nt
Organism: Hydractinia symbiolongicarpus
Lineage: Eukaryota; Metazoa; Cnidaria; Hydrozoa; Anthoathecata; Hydractiniidae
Exons: 2
Coding region: 368-1945 (525 amino acids)
Source: RefSeq, a predicted model, not a curated record
CCAAAAAUAUAUCCAAUAAUUUUUCCAUGUAUAGAACACAAACAAGAAAAUUAUUUUUGCAUAAGGCUUGAGGUAGGAUACGUAAUUCUUUCCUUUUGAGCCGAUGCUUGAGCUAGUCUUUUGCCCCCUUACUUAUAUCAUCCUAAUAAUACUUACGUCAGCCGAGCACUUUUUUCACUUGAUCACUUAAAACAGUGAAACUUGUCUUAAAAAGUGAAUUACAUCAUUGUAAACAAAAGCAACGAAAGCUUUUUUUCAUUAAAAUCAAUAAAAAAAGUGAAAGGUCACUUCGCAAAAUUUAAACUUUCGUUUCCUUUAAACAUCUAUAAAAUUAAUUGUUUGGUGACACUGAAGUGGAGCUGGGAAAAUGAAAAAAUAUUAUUUAAUAUUUUUCCAUAUCAUUUUUUUAGUAUUUCAAGACAAACACUCAGAUGCCGAUAUUUUCAUUUCACAACGAAAUGGAAGAGAUGGUGCGUCGUGUGGAACUAUCUUCCUACCUUGUUUAUCCCUACAAUAUGCAUUAGCCUACAGAGUAAAACCAAAAGAACAUAUUCGGUUGGAUGGGGGAGAAAAGAAACCAUAUGUGUAUGUUGUAAACAAACCAAUUCAUAUCACAAAUGAAAUUUUCAUCUCAAGUUACCAAAACGACUACAUUCGUCCUAUUAUAUUGAUGGUAAAUAAAAAAACGUAUUUAUUCGAAUCCCGUGGUGAAAAAGGAAUAAAAAUUGAUGUUAGAAAUAUCGACUUUCGAAAUAUAUCUCUCCUAAUAUUAAAUAACGCAUGCAAUGUGAAGAUUGUUAAUUGCAGUUUCAGAGACGCUCCAACUGCUGUGUUGUUUCGAAAAAUACCCAAACAAAGUAACUGGUUAGAAACAGUUACAAUUUAUAUAUUGAACAGUAAUUUUUUUAAUUCCACAGCCACAGAGAUAUGUUGCAUAAGAAAUAUUGAAGUAGUCUUGGAGAAUUGUGUUUUUCAAGGUGAUAAAAGGUAUACACUAAACAUUGAAAGAAUUUCACAGCAUGGUGUGGUGAAUGUUACAAAUUGUUACAUAGACGCUCAACGAGGACCUAAUUUGCACUUCGGAAGAAAAUGUAUUUCAUCGGUUAAUGUCCUCAAUACGUCGUUUAUCAACAAUUAUUUUGAUGCUGCAUUGUGUGGAUUAUGUUUAGACUUAUGUUUAAACCUAGUUAUCGAGAAAUCAACUUUUUUAGGACAUAAACCAGCUGUUGACAUAAGCAGAGUUAAAAACGCUGAAAUUACACAUUGCAAUUUCACAAAAAAUCAUAGGGGUGCAAUACGAAGUUCAAGCAGCACCUUUGUUGCAAACAAAUGUAAUUUCUCUUAUAACACUGGCUUGGCAGGGGGGGCUAUAUUUAGCAGCAAUAGUGUAGCAAAAAUAAACCAUUCUAUAUUUUAUCACAACUCUGCAUUAUAUUCUGGUGGAACCGUACAUGCUGUGUCGAGUGGAUCAUUUCCUCCAACUUUUCUGUUUGUACAAAAUUCUGAGAUGUAUGCCACACCUACAUAUGGCUUUACUGCCGGUAUAAUAAUACGUUCUGACAUAGAGUUAUACCUUACAAACGUAUUAUUAUCAAUAUUAAAAUCGUCGAUAGAGUUACCACUACUUGAAAUUUUGAAUUUGGAAAGGUCAGAUACAUAUUUUCGGCAAAAAUGGGUGAGUAAUGCUAAUAUGUCCUGUCCAAGAAAUUAUAAAGUCGUUCUUCCAUCCCAAUAUCCAUAUAUUUCAGCUCGAUGUCGGCGUUGCCCAAAAGGAAUGUACAGCAUAGCUAAAGACACUUUGCAAAUUCUAAAGACAAUUGGAAAAAAGCCAUUCAUUGUUGUAAAAAAAUCAAACUUCAGCUGCAUUGCAUGUCCUUCCAUCCCAAUAUCCAUAUAUUUCAGCUCGAUGUCGGCGUUGCCCAAAAGGAAUGUACAGCAUAGCUAAAGACACUUUGCAAAUUCUAAAGACAAUUGGAAAAAAGCCAUUCAUUGUUGUAAAAAAAUCAAACUUCAGCUGCAUUGCAUGUCCUUCUGGGGGUAGAUGUGAAUACAAUAUUCAAAGUAGAGGGAAUUUCUGGGGC